AUGAUAGAGUUUUACUCCAAGUUAAGUUGGGUUCUUUUGGGUUUAGGGGAGAGCGCAAGGGCACCGGAGGAAGCUGCGAGCAAGAGUAUGAUGAGAGCGUUCAACGGUUCGCAACCUGCUGUAUCGGAGAUCAUGCCAAUACACGCAGGACAGAUGAAAGAGGCCAAACAGCAGAAUGUCGAGACUUACAUCGGCACCGAAGACACCGAGGAGACCUCCUUCAUCUCCGAGGCUCCAUGA
Molecule: messenger RNA, 240 nt
Organism: Guillardia theta CCMP2712
Lineage: Eukaryota; Cryptophyceae; Pyrenomonadales; Geminigeraceae
Exons: 4
Coding region: 1-240 (79 amino acids)
Source: RefSeq, a predicted model, not a curated record